UCACAGACAUCAAUUUCCAGCUUGAAACACGAAACACCCACCCCUUUUACUUCAUCGGCUGGAAAAAAAUCUUGUGCUUACUAGGGAAUGUAUAUCUCGGCCUCUUGGGCUCCGACUUCUCAGGGGUUUUGACAUCCCCGCUUACUGUAAGACGGUACACUUCACUCUAAAUGAUGGAUACUUCAGGGUAUAUCGGGCUCUAUCAUUAGUGCUCCACAGGUUCACAGACCUAUAUCUCCAAUUUGAACUGAUUUCGGGGGCUCGGUUCUCACGAAUGCUGUAAGAAGAAUCGAGAUGCGAUGAGGUGAGAUGUCGUACGCGCGCGCAUGGGAAUUUAGCUGCCUCUGAAUCUUGAUGUUUUGGGAUGCUUGAUCGAUGAGAUUAUGUAUGAUAAGCUGUGGGGAGGGCUUGGGAAAGGAGGCGAAUUAGACUGCUUACGUGUGAACGAACGCGAGGUUCGUGGAUACUCGUUUGAAUGCUUUGGGAAUCAUUAUAUAUGGUUCAGAGAUAAGCCAGUACUUAUAUUCGAAGAGCAUCAGCAAAUCUACUACUAUUUGCAUCACCAUAUUCCACAUCAUUUCAUUGUGUAAGCGAUACGUAUUCUGAACUCUAUAUCGGAAAGUCAUACAGUUAUAACAAACAUGGGAAUAAGAAAUAUGGGAAGCGAAAAUAUAUUACAAGUCUUUGAGAUUUGGGUUGCAUAUGGAGAGACGGGAGUCAUUCAAGAGGGCGUUCUCAUUGCUCCAUAUCCAACCUUAUCCAUACCCAUGUCUACAUGCACGUCAGAGUUCCCGCUAUCCUCCUCGAACCAAUUCCCGAUCCCAUAUCUCUUCCAUACAACACACAAUUCCUUGUCCUCCGUCCCAUCCGCAUCCGCAUUCAGGUCUUCACUACCUAGUUCCAUUGGUGGUAGAUCUAGUUGGCAAGGUAGCAUUCUUGCCUCUUCCCUACCUCUCUACCUCCAGAUAUGUGCUUCAAUAACUUCACGACAUUGUAGUGCUGAAGAAAUGGAAUUAUUGAGGAAGCCAGCAGAGUGGACGAAGAUGUUAUUUUUGGAUUUGGCUCGAGAGGGCAUUUGGGUGGAAAGUAUCCUCACAGAGCGUAGAGAUAGAGACUUGGGUAGAGAGAGGGAGAGGAGGAGGGAGAGGCAGCAAGGGAGAGAUUCUAGAAGGAGAAGAAGAAGAAGUGAGAUAGAGCGCCCGGGGGUAUGUGAUUCUUUGAUGUUAGGAAGGUUAAGAAGAAGGUUGGGGUGUGAGGUUAGGACACACGAGCGGGGAGAAAGACAAAAAUACAGGGGUGGACGUGUGAAUAGGAAUCCUGCCAGCGGAUGUAGACACAGAAGACGAAGACAAGUUCUACGCCCUCGGAGAGCCAGGAAUGAUCGAGGAGAAAAUGAAAUUCUAAAUCCAAAGAUGAUUAAGAAGUUGUGGAGCGGGAUUUCCCAGUCCUAUGCGAAGCCUUGAGUGUUGUUACAAAGGUCCAGAAUGCUCGAGUAUUUCAAUGUACAUAAUAGAUAAGAAGUCUAGGGAGGAAUCUCUUACUAUGGCUUCGAGC
This is a messenger RNA of Botrytis porri, 1554 nucleotides long. RefSeq lists its product as uncharacterized. Lineage: Eukaryota; Fungi; Ascomycota; Leotiomycetes; Helotiales; Sclerotiniaceae. The record is from RefSeq and is a predicted model, not a curated record. The coding region runs from base 642 to 1463 and encodes 273 amino acids. The transcript is spliced from 2 exons.